Molecule: messenger RNA, 600 nt
Organism: Gordionus sp. m RMFG-2023
Lineage: Eukaryota; Metazoa; Nematomorpha; Gordioida; Chordodea; Parachordodidae
Exons: 3
Coding region: 63-389 (108 amino acids)
Source: RefSeq, a predicted model, not a curated record
AUAAAUAUCAAUUUUUCGCCUUAAGCAUCAUUCAUUUAUAAUUGAAUUUUUAUUUUGUUCAAAUGACAGCGUAUACGUUGGUGGCUUUUGGAAUUUUAGCGCUUAUUUUGGGGUUCAUUGGCCAAUGCGCUUCAAUAACAGAAUCUACGACUGUGAACCCAGAUGUUUGUAUUUGGGAAGUAGAUGAUUUGACAUACACAUUUUCUCAGGGAAAAACGAUUACACCUACAACUCGAUGUAUUGGAUGCACAUGUACCAGAGGUGGCACUUAUAUAAUUACUUGUGAAAAAUGCGAUAAUUUGGACGACCCUCCUAAUCCUAAUUGCGAAUUAGUGUCCAAAACAAAUCUGACUUAUCCUCAGUGUUGCCCUUAUUACGUUUGUGAUUGAUGAUUUUAGCGACUUUUAUCAAAUAUUAUCAAUAUAAUUGCGAAAUUUAUAUAUAUUUUUUUAAAUUAUCAUUAUAAAAAAAAUUAUUGUUAUAUUUGAUUUGUAAUAACGAAUUAUUAGUCAUAUUUCUUUAUUAAGUUAUAUUUAUAAAAAAAAUUAUGUUACCAUUUCAUUGUAAUCUGAAUAAAAUUUUUCAGAUUUUGUUAGAUUU